Molecule: messenger RNA, 2400 nt
Organism: Oncorhynchus masou masou (cherry salmon)
Lineage: Eukaryota; Metazoa; Chordata; Actinopteri; Salmoniformes; Salmonidae
Product: protein FAM53C-like
Exons: 4
Coding region: 124-1311 (395 amino acids)
Biological process (GO): protein import into nucleus
Cellular component (GO): nucleus
Source: RefSeq, a predicted model, not a curated record
AUUAUCUCAGUGAGGUUGGAAGGGUCAGUCUGGCCAGUUGAGGUGGGGAGGGGAUACCACUAACCUCCCCAGCAGUCCGACUGACAAGCGCCACCCCUUCCUCAUUGGCAUCAGUGUGUCACCAUGGUGACGCUCAUCACAGAGCAGCUCCGCAGACAGAAUCUGGAGGAGCCCCCUUAUCGCAGGGCUUUCUCUCUUAAUGUGUCGUUGCCUGAAGUGGGCUCUAGCCCUACGGUGUGUUGGCGCGGGUAUGGGUUGACUCCAGAGAGCAGUUGGUCUAUGUUCCCAUCCUCCAAGACCCAUCUGCAGGAUGCAGCCUCUGUCCUGUCCUCCCUGGACCCCCUAGGAACCCCUCUCCCCAGCACCUCUGCGACAAACAUGUCCCUACAGAACUCCCCGCCGCUGCCCCCUCCUCCCCCCAAACGCCACUGUCGCUCCCUGUCCGUCCCUGAGGACCUGUCCCGCUACCGCACCCCCUGGCGCCCCAGCGCCUCCAAGAUCUGGACCCCCGUCAAGCGCCGUUGCCACAGUGGUGGGGGGGUGGCCGGCAUGGGAGUUGGCUCCUUGGUGGGCUCCGUACCCCUCCGAGGCCCCAGCUCCUCCCUCACCUCCUCCCUGCACUCCUCCUCCAGUCCUACCUUCUUCAGCCUGGCCCUGUCCCCGGACUCCCCUAUCCCUUGGAGUGUUUCCUGGGACCACUAUGACCCGCCCAGGGAGAGCUGCACAGGCUUAUUCCCCUCUUCCUGCUCCUCCUCCCCGGCCACGCUGAGUUCCUGUCGGCCCCUGCAGCAGCGCCGCUUCUCCCUGUCCCCUGUGCACAUCCUGCCCCCCCAGCCCUCUCCAGCUCUAGCCAGUCGCUACAUUGGGAUGGAGGCCCCGGCCCCCUCCCCCACUCCCUCCUCGGCCUGUAGUACCCCAUCGUCCUCAAGGCGUGUCCUGCCCCUCAGUCUCCCACGCUGCCACUCUCAGCCCUGUGAUCUACGUAAGCCCGGCCUGAAGCGACGCCAUGACCCAGACACGCUCCCCAACUACACCAGGCCCGGACUUGACUUCAGCAAGAUGACUCAGAUUCGCAGUGGGGAGCCCCUGGUGUGUGGAGCGGCCAUUUGCAUUGGUCUGGAACCUGUUUUAGGGGACUUCAGAGGAACCUUUUCACCUGCAGACCUCCUGGGAAGAACCAGCAUUGGACCGCUGAGUGAAAGUGAGGAGGAGGAAGAGAAAAUACCUAUGGGUGUGCUAGAGGCUGGACAGCAGAGUGUGUUUGAAAGAGACUGCACAGAACUGGACUUGAACCUCAUUGAGGAGAACUGAAAGAGGUCCCUGGUGCUCUCUGUGUGAUUGAUAUUCAUAAUCAUAUCCACAACACACACACACACACACUUUAUAUAAAUGUUUUCAAUGAAGGUAAAAUAAACAAAUGCACAUCCCUGGCUGAGCCCUCAGGAACCUGCUGCCUUCCUAGGGGCCACACCAGGGACCCUUCAUAUCACUGGCUGACUAGACUAAUAAGAAUCAAUAUUACCAUUAUUGUAAUGCUCAAGUAACUUUGACAACCUUGUGUUAUUCAGCAUUUUGGGACAAUGUAAUUCUGCGUGACCAUACUCUAUGCGUAAAUGUGUAUACCCAGAAACCCAAUGGUGAUAAAGGUUAAGAAAUGAUUAAUUCUGAAGGUACAAAAUAGGCACUUUUUAAUAAUCUGGAUAGUUGGUGUACGACUGAUAAAUACCAUUAUAAAAAUUAUGCAGUUAGAUUUCUGUGGACACUCCAGUUGCCGUUGUACAUUUCUGAAAGUAUGGUCAUUUGCGUUGCUGAUCGAAGGCCUCUGAAACUGUUACACAAGCAGAAGCCUGCACACACGUCUGUUUUCAUGGGUUUAUUACUACUACUUUCUGAUGCUUUUGAUUUGGCCCUGUGGAAUACCCACACCAGUAAAGGGAAACAGAGGGCUUUCCUCAGCUGGCGAAUGGAUCUUUACUGCUUCCUUUCCCCAUACUUCUUGGACAAUAAUGCAUUCAUUUGUUCUCCAAACCACUUAUCCAUCAUUGAAUGAAAUCAACAUUGUACAUUCAUCAUGCCUUAAGCUCACUAUAAAAAUAAGCUCUACAUUCUAUUUCUUUGGUCUCCAUUCUCUGUUUCCCACUAAUGAACAGAUCACACUUGCACUGUAAUAGGAUUUGAAUAAUUGACUCGAUGCUGCAGUUGGAUUCUAUAGGGCACAAUGUAAUAAUGUACUGUACAGUGGUAAGGUGGAAACCAUUUUGUGUGAGAAGAAACCAGUAGCGAUGCAAAGGAUUGGUGGCCUUUCGGAGAAAAUUUGUAUUGUAUGUUUUCAGAUGGAAGUUGUCCUCUUACACAAUUUGUGUACAAAUAAAGUUUAUUAGAGAAUAAUUUUGCAAGAAA